Molecule: messenger RNA, 2196 nt
Organism: Chironomus riparius
Lineage: Eukaryota; Metazoa; Arthropoda; Insecta; Diptera; Chironomidae
Source: the annotation of a GenBank genome assembly
AUGGAUGUCAAUUUAUUACAAGACAUGAAGCCACCAGGGGUUUCUUCGCGAAUGGAUGUUUGUUCUAAUAAUGUAUUGAUGAAUGAAGAAAUUACUGUUAAGGAAGAAAAUAAUAAAAAGAAAUGUACAACAACAAAUGCAGCUAAUGCGAGAAUUAUAACUGAAAUCUCUUCUUUACAUGAUAAUGAUAGUGAUCUAUUGGCAAGUCUCCCAAAAGCUGAAGUUAAAUUGAAGAAAUUAGAUGAAACCAAAUUACUUAUGGACAAUAAUGAGAAUUCUCUAAGUGUCGAUACGCUCAUUGAAAUUUUAUCGUCGUCAAACAGCGAUUCGAAGCUACCGAUACUUGAUAAUAUUAAAAGUGAACUAUGUGAAGAAAAUGGAAGUGAAAAUAUCAUUGUGCCACCACUUUCGUCCGCUCCAUCCACAUUAAGUUCUCCUUCGUCUUCGUCCUCAUCGAAAGCUGGUUUUAGUAGUCCAAAUACAAGUGAAACAGUUCCGUCAUGUAAAUCUGGUCCAUCACCCAAACCCUAUAUUUCACCCAAAAAAUUUCCUAGUCCUUAUUCAAAUGGUGGUAAGCCAAUGAUGGCUGAUUUAAAUAAAAAGAUGAAGCAAGUAUCGAGAAGACGAUCGAAACCAAAAGCUGUGUAUCAAAGUCAAAUUAGUGAUAAUGCAGUUGGCAUAAAAUUGUGUAUUAAAAAAUCAAUUAAUACUUUUAAAGCGGUGCCAUCGCCAAACAGUAAAUCACCGUCACCAAGAAAACGAUCGCGAAAAUCAAAAUCACAAACGUCAAAAGGAAAGGAAAAAGGAUGUGAGAGUGAUAGUGAUGAUUCUUAUGUGAAAAGAAGAAAGAAACCAUCAACAAUGAAUAACAAUAAUAGUAAUAAAAAUUCAUUUGAGGAGCCCAUUGAGCAGUCGGGAUGGGGAAAAUUAAUUCCAACAGAAGUACUUUCUGAGAUUUUCAAAAUGGCAAUUAAAGAAGAAGGAGCUAUUCCAACAGCAUGUCGAUUAACCAGAGUUUGCUCGCUUUGGCGAGAAGUGUCAUUAGAUACGAAACUUUGGCGUAGUGUAGAUUUAAGUACAUACUUUAAGGAGAAGAAUCGCACAGAACUGAGAUUAAAAUGGUUCAUUGAGAAUCGUUUGAUUGAUACGGAAGAACUGAAUAUAAGUUUUUGGAAAGUGACAAAUACUCUCGUUGUGCUCAUGAAAUUGAAAGAAAGUUGCUCUGGCCUCAUAAGUAUAGCGCUGAAUGGAUGGAGGGCAUUAUCAUCUGAUGAUCUUAAUUAUCUCACAGAAAAUUUCCCUAAAUUAGCAAGAUUAGACUUAAGUUCUAUAAAUACGGAAAUGAAUACCAGUAAAACUGCUGUGGGCCUUCAAUCACUCGUCAACGCAAUAGAAAAAAUGAAAGAACGUCUUACGCAUUUAAAUUUAGCUGAUAAUCGACUGUCUGGAGUCCCACAAAUAACGCAAGCACUAACGACCUUUAGUCCGAACUUAAUCUUACUUGAUUUAUCAAAUGUUAAAACAGUAGCUGUAUCACACGGUAUGUUGUAUGUUGAAAAACUCCAAGAAGGAUGUCAGAAAUUGAAAAUUCUUCGAAUCGCCAAUUCACAUAUACAAUUAUCAAAUGCAAGUCUCCAGGAACAGAUGGCAUCGCCUGGAUUUCCAGAUCUCGAAGAAUUAUCUGUUGCAUCACUAAUGGAUGAAUCUCGAUUAAUGAGUGACGAAGCUCUUCAGCGAAUAUUAAAAUCCAGCACAAAAUUAAAAUUAUUAGACGUAAGGGGAUGUGCGAGACUAACACACGAUAGUUUAAUUCGAAUACCUGCGUGGGAUUUAAAGCAUCUCUUUCUAUCUGGUUGUUCUGUAACGAGAGAUGUUGGAUCUGGCCUUGAACUUAUAGCAAGUAAAUGGGCUCACAGUUUAAUUGAAUUUGACCUCGCAUGGGCAACAGUUCAAAUACCACUUGAUAAUGCUUUACGUGCAUUAGCUGAUAAACGAGAUGAAAGUCCUUUGAACCAUUUAAACCUUUGUGGAUCAGCAGUGUCAGUGGAAGCUGUAAAAGAAAUCUUGGAUCAUUGUAAAAAUCUCAAUUCUAUAAAUCUCUCAUCAUGUCGUGGUCUGCCGCGUGGAAUAAAGCGACUUCUUCAAGGCUCUGUUGAGCUUAGUGAGUUGAGAGAAAAUUUAAAAAAUGAAAACUAA